UUUAAUAUUGAUGGGUAUUUGUAAAUGCAUAGCCAAGAGUGCUCAAACUCCUUCUGCUUUAUCUUUAGGUAUAUUUUAGAUCGAUAAGAAUUUACGUCCUACAAAGAUGCCUAUGAAGGGAAUGGUGGAAAUUUAAGAGACUAUAAGCUUGAAGAUCCCCCUUUAGGAUAAGGUAGAAGUGUUAUUUUAUUUCGUAGGCGCGUUUGGCACAGUUUGGAAAGCAGUUCAUAUAGCUAGCGGAUAGUUAAGAGCUAUCAAAUAAAUCAAUAGGCUGAAAGCUAAUGAAGAUGAAUAUUAGUAGAUAAUCAAUGAGGUCAACAUAUUGCGAUCUUUAGUAUUUAUAUGAGACAGAAUGAUAGGAUCACCCUAACAUAAUCAAAAUAUUUGAUUAUUUUGAAGAAAACGAUCAUCUGUAUAUAGUUACAGAAUUAUGUACUGGUGGAGAAUUAUUUGAUAAAAUCAUUUAAUCUAAUUACUUUUCAGAGAAAGAGGCUGCACUGGCAAUGAAACAAAUCUUGUCAGCAUUAAAUUAUUGCCAUUAAUCUAAGAUAGUUCAUAGAGACAUAAAGCCUGAAAAUUUAUUAUAUGAUCAUGAAGGAGAAGAUAGUUAAUUAAAAAUAAUUGACUUUGGAACUUCCUUGAAAUAUGGGAAUUAAAAACUUUAAGAAAAGAUAGGCACAGUAAGAUACAAUUAUACAAUAAAUUUUAGGUAUAUUAUAUGGCACCUGAAUUGAUCGAUGAAAGAUAUGAUGAAAAGUGUGAUAUUUGGUCAGCAGGAGUUGUGCUUUUCAUAUUAUUAUGUGGUUCACCACCAUUCGAUGGGGAAACGGAUGAUCAAAUUGUAAAAAGAAUAUAAUAAGGAAAUAUAUAUUUCGAACAGUAAUAAUGGAAAUCGGUUUCUAAUGAAGCCAAAGAUUUAAUUAUGUAAUUGUUAAAUAAGAAUCCUAAAAAGAGACUAUCAGCAAACAAGGCAUUAUUGCAUCCUUGGAUAUAAAAAUAUACGUCCGAAGAAUUGGAAGCCCCUGAACUAAAAAAUGUACUUAACAAUAUGAAACAUUUUCGAGUAUUUUUGUAGUGUUAUAUAGACAUCCCAAAAAGUAUAGGAAGCUGCCUUUCUGUAUAUUGUUAAAUAGUUCAUUUCCAAGGAGGAGAAGUAAGAAUUGCAGAGGUUUUUUAAAUUUCUGGAUAAAAAUGGAGAUGGAGUAUUGACGAAACAAGAAUUAUUAGAAGGAUAUAAGAAGGUUAUAAGUCAGUCAGAAGCAGAGUUGCAAGUUGAGCAAAUCAUGAAGUAGGUUGAUAAAAAUGAAUCUGGAUUAAUUGAUUAUUCAGAAUUUGUUGCGGCUACAAUUAAUAAGCAAAAAUUGCUAUAACAAGAUAUUUUAGAAUAAGCAUUCAAAGCAAUUGAUAAUGAUAAUAAUGGAGCAAUCACAGUCGAAGAAUUAAAGCAUAUGUUUGGAGCAGGGAAUAAGAUACCUUCUGAGACAUGGACUAAAUUAAUGGAAGAAGUGGAUAAAAAUGGAGAUGGAGUAUUAUCGUUACAAGAAUUCAAAGAAAUGAUGUUAAAGCUUUAAAUUGAUUGA
Paramecium octaurelia is the source of this 1580-nucleotide messenger RNA. The record is from the annotation of a GenBank genome assembly. NCBI's taxonomy places the organism in Eukaryota, Ciliophora, Oligohymenophorea, Peniculida, Parameciidae.